Molecule: messenger RNA, 842 nt
Organism: Drosophila virilis
Lineage: Eukaryota; Metazoa; Arthropoda; Insecta; Diptera; Drosophilidae
Cellular component (GO): membrane
Source: RefSeq, a predicted model, not a curated record
GUUUCGUUUUUAACGUACGCGCGUCAAGACGCAUAAGCAACAGCUCGAAAUAUCAAACGCAUUGCCCAAAACGAAUUUUCAAUACAAAACACAAGUGUGUGACCAGAGUCGGCGAAUUCAAUUCGUGUAUCCAAAAAACCCAACCAACCCACCUUUAACCAGCCACCGUCUUAGUAGCCGCCAAGAUGUCGCACUCCGUGACCAUAACACGCACCACCACCAGCACCACCAACACCUCCUACAUUGUGCUCAACACGGGCUACAUCAAGACCUUUCCGGGUAUACUCAAGCUCUUCCAGCUGCUCAUCGGCAUUGCUGUGGUGACCCUGAUGGCGAUCCGCUUCCAUGACAGCCCCUACUAUCGUGGAGAGCAGGACUUGUUCCACUUCCUGAUGGCCACAACAUUUAUGAUAGGGACAUUUUGUUUAUUCCUUGCGUGCCUCACAUCGCUGAGCACGGGCGGGCUCAUCGCCAAGACAAUCUAUGAGCUGAUCUAUCAUAGUGUUGCGGCCAUACUGCUGCUCGCCUCGUCCGUCUGUCUGCUAAUUAAGCUGCGCGAUGGCAGGAAUGAUUCCUAUAUGGCGGCCCCAAUCCUGGGCCUGGUCAAUACGGUGCUCUACUUCAUAAGCGCAUUCCUGGCACAUCGCUCAUAUCGCGGCAUUUAAGCGACACAAUCGCUGGCAUUUUGCAAACGAGCAUCGAAAUCUAACACAAACAGAUCAUCAGAAUCAGAAUCAGAAUCGGAUAUAGCUACAGCUAUAGUCAAUUACCGCACAAGCCAUACAGAGGAGUCUCUUUGUUGUACUGUUAAAUAAAUUGUGUUACACACUCGUACUACCUAA